ACGGGGAGGGUUUUCUUCAGGCAUCGCGGCGGCCGCCUCAGCGGGAUGGUACGCGGCGCCUGGCGGGAGGGCGGCCGGUGUGGGGAAGGCCCCGCGGGGUGACGUCAGAGAGGCGCGACAGCGAGGCGGAAGCGGCGGCUGCUUCUCCCACCGUGGCACUCAGGACUUUGAGGCACCCACACGUUUGAGUGCUGGUAAACCCCGUCUCCCAUUGCCUCAUCUUUCAACCUCCUCAUUUGAGAGGCAAUGCCCAAAGUGAAGAGAAGCAGGAAGCCUCCCCCGGAUGGCUGGGAACUGAUUGAGCCGACGCUGGAUGAGCUGGAUCAGAAGAUGAGAGAAGCGGAGACUGAGCCUCAUGAAGGGAAGAGGAAAGUGGAAUCCCUUUGGCCUAUCUUCAGAAUUCAUCACCAGAAAACACGUUACAUUUUUGAUCUCUUCUAUAAAAGAAAAGCUAUCAGCAGAGAGCUCUACGAAUAUUGCAUCAAGGAAGGAUAUGCUGACAAAAACCUGAUUGCAAAGUGGAAGAAACAGGGUUAUGAGAACCUUUGCUGUCUGCGGUGUAUCCAGACGCGAGAUACCAACUUUGGAACCAACUGCAUCUGUAGGGUCCCAAAAAGCAAGUUGGAAGUGGGGAGAAUCAUUGAAUGCACUCACUGCGGAUGCAGAGGCUGUUCCGGGUGAAGGACACAGGACUCCUUUUUCAGCUUUGAGAGGUAUCGUCCUACACUGUGGACUAUUCGUGCAGUUAGAACUACCUUCUAUGUGAUUGGAUCUUUCGUAUUCACCUGGAUCAUAUACAUAUGUAUACAAUGGCUAUUGUUUUGGAGUAGCUUUCUGUGUAGGUCUUUGAUUUUAAAAUAAACUCUGCCUUCCUGAGA
Molecule: messenger RNA, 878 nt
Organism: Dromaius novaehollandiae (emu)
Lineage: Eukaryota; Metazoa; Chordata; Aves; Casuariiformes; Dromaiidae
Gene: BUD31
Product: BUD31 homolog
Exons: 5
Coding region: 247-681 (144 amino acids)
Biological process (GO): mRNA splicing, via spliceosome
Cellular component (GO): spliceosomal complex; nucleus
Source: RefSeq, a predicted model, not a curated record